AUUUUUUUUUAAUUUUGACAAUCUUGUCAAUGUGGUAGUGGUGAUUUGCGGACUUGUUUGUUAUUAAAAUUAUACGGGUUUUAUUUAGGAAACUCAUUUGCAUUUACAAAUACAUAACACAUUCCAGGAUUUUCUGCUGCAACUGCUGUUAUUUUACGAAUACCUGAUACCUACAGUUCAUUCACUUCUAGAGAUCGAAGGUUGCUGAAAUAAGAGUGAUGGAGGCGAUGGAUAUUCAAGCUGUAGAGUCGAAGCUCAGCGACGUGACGGUGACCGCUAUACCUAUGAGUGGGAAAAAUGUUCAUAAAGACGUGGGUCACGGCGGGAAUAGCCAUGCUACUAUUUCUACCGUGCCGGCGGCUUCUCCGUCGUCUGUCGGAAAGGAUAAAGAUAACGGAACUUCAAACAUGGCGCUGACUUGGAAAACCAAAUGGAAGUGGAAUACGGGUUACAGCGCGGAUUCCGUGGAGUGGUGUCCUGUUGUGAACUACAGACACGUGCUCGUCUGCGGGACAUACCAGCUGGAAAAGAAGGAUGAAGCAGCUGAACAAGCAACGAAACAGCAACGCCUGGGGAGGAUAUAUCUCUUUGUAAUCGACAGCACGACCACUGAGCUGACUCCCGUCCAGACUGUCAACACCUCGGGUAUACUUGACCAAAAAUGGUGCUACCACCUCAUACAAGACCAUCCUGUGCUUGCCGUUGUCACUUCUGAAGGAAUUGUUCAGCUUUAUAGAUUGGUCAAAGAUGAAGAGUUUAAUUUGCAAUUGUGGUUGUCUUAUAAACUCGAUGAAGAUGUUCUGGCGUUGUCCGUCGAUUGGUCGACGAAUAAAGUUAAUUCUGAUGACGUAUUCUUGGUGGUUAGUGAUUCUUCGGGUAGAGUGACGCUGUUGAGGUUAUCUGAGGAUUUGGAGAAGGUGGGAGAGUGGAAAUCACAUGAUUACGAAGCCUGGAUCGUGGGUUUUAAUUAUUGGAAUCAGACAAUUUUUUAUUCAGGUGGUGACGACUGCUUGUUUAAAUGCUAUGAUAGCAGACUACUAGACCCUGUAUCUACUAGUAGGACCCACGAUGCAGGCGUCACGGCCAUCAGGAGUCAUGUGGAAGUGGAACACCAGCUUUUAACGGGCAGCUACGACGAAAAAGUCCGAAUCUGGGAUACGAGAAAUCUGAAGAGAUGCGUCUCAGAGCGCGACGUUAACGGCGGCGUUUGGCGCCUAAAAUGGCACCCUUACCACAAAAACACCAUUUUAGCCGCUUGCAUGUAUGGCGGGUUCCGUAUAUUGAACGUUACUGGAGUUACAGAUAGUAUAGAAGUGGUUUCGGAAUAUUUGGAGCACGAUAGUAUCGCUUAUGGAGCGGAUUGGCGGUGUAGUGAAGAGUCUUUGGUGGCUACGUGUUCCUUUUACGACUGUCAGCUGCAUAUUAGUGAGAUCGAACUGUGAACAAAUUGAAUACAAUAAAAACAUUUUUGCGAUUA
Molecule: messenger RNA, 1477 nt
Organism: Amyelois transitella
Lineage: Eukaryota; Metazoa; Arthropoda; Insecta; Lepidoptera; Pyralidae
Product: diphthine methyltransferase
Exons: 7
Coding region: 219-1442 (407 amino acids)
Molecular function (GO): protein binding
Source: RefSeq, a predicted model, not a curated record